This is a messenger RNA of Oldenlandia corymbosa var. corymbosa, 1890 nucleotides long. NCBI's taxonomy places the organism in Eukaryota, Viridiplantae, Streptophyta, Magnoliopsida, Gentianales, Rubiaceae. The record is from the annotation of a GenBank genome assembly.
AUGUUUAUGCAAGUACAUCGGCGGGAUAUUGGUGCCGGCACUAGUGGUGGUAGAACAGUUGAAGACAAUGAAGAUGGAGAUGAAGAUGGAGAUGAAGAUGAAGAUAAAGAUGAAGAUAAAGAUGAAGAUGCAGAUGAAGAUGAAGAUGUCGGGGGUGUCGAAAGCAGUGAUGAUGAGUACGUCCCAUCGGAUGAGGACUCAGAUGACGACACUGAUUUUGAGUCAUCUUCUUCAGUCCCAUAUGUUUUCGACGACAUAAGUGGAUGGGACAAGACUUUAGAGGAAGUAGAAAACGAUGGAAUUAAAAUGUGGGAUGGCAAUCCGUUGACACUAGGCCUUGAUAUACAUUUCGCCAACAAGCCUGAGGCACAAGCGGCAGUGGGAGAAUGGAACUUGGUACAUGGUCGGACUUUCCGGGUGAAAACGAGCUCUAAACGAAUAUGGUAUGUCGAAUGCGAGACGUGUGGACCUAAAUAUCCGAAAGAGCGCCUUCACGGCUAUGAUUGUCUGUGGAAGGCGCGAGUUUCGCUACAGAAGGCCACCGAUACUUGGAAAAUGGUGGUAUGGUCCGAUUCCCACAAUUGUCUUGGGGCAAACAAGAGAAACGAGUCCCGAAAUGUCACGUCUUCUAUGAUUGCUAGACUGGUUGCCCAAAAUGUGCGAAAACAUCCAGAUUUUGCAGUUGUCCAAAUUCAAAUAGAAGUGAUGAAGAGGACCGGUAUUGAUAAACUGUAUGAUCCAUAUGGAAUUCAUGCUCUGGGCCUGGGAGCGGAUUUUGACGGUUCACCCAAGAUCCUGGGUGGGGAUCUCGAUCUAUCUGAUUGUCCAUUGGGCACGAGGUGGUCCCGCGAGAAAAAGUUCAAGUUGUCGAUAUCCGGAGUAUCUCUUGUGGUACCAUCAGGUUACUGUGAAGUAUGUUACUGUGAAGUAUCUCUUGUGGUACCAUCAGGUUCUGAAAAUGCGAGGGGUUUUCACGGUUCUGCAGAGACCUUGCGCCUCAUGGCCACAUUGAUGGAGGACGUUCGUAGUCUGAGUAUUAUAGGCCAUCGUACUUUCGACGCGGACUCCUUUGGUUAUGAUCGCUUAGGCGAGAUUGCCCAGGUUGCUGAGCGGGUGUUGUCCGUCAAUGCAACAAAUGUUGUACGUCACGAUCUCGAUAGGCAUGUUGAGGUUCAUGACAUUUUGAGUCAAGAACUUGCACCUGUAGACCCGACCCAGCAACAUCCACCACCCAAACCUCCGAGGCGUUCGCGCAGAUCUCAGCAUGGGCGUGGGGGGCAAGAGAGAAUCACAUCAUCUCAGCCACAUCAGUCCUCCCAGCAUGAGCAGUCUCAUAUUCCCUUCACUGGCAGUUCAUCCCAUCAGUCUCCACAUCAUUCAUCCCAUCAGUCUCCACAUCAUUCUUCGCCGACCCAACAGGCGUUUUACCGUCCGAUUAUGUCUCCCCAGCACCAGCAGUCCAAUUUUUCCUUCACUCAGUUUUCCUCCCCUCAGACUUCUCAGCGUCAGUUUGGAGAUUCUUUUAUUGACUUUUCUGGGUUUAAGCAGAGUUCGCUAGAUGGCCAGUCGAUACAUUACACGAGUAACUUUCUUUCGAGUAUGUUCGAGGGUGUUGCGGGUCAGCAUCAGGCUGAUAACCCAGCUGAGGGUGAGCGUGAGAGUCAGGGUAAGGAUGAGGCUGAGGAUGAGGCUGAGGAUGAGGAUGAGGAUGAGGAUGCUGACCAGGAUGAUCAGUUUGAGGGUCAGGGUUAUCAGCGCCAUGAGGAGCAGGGAUCGAGUCAGACUCUAGGGACUCCACCGUUGGCUGUGAAUAAAGGCCAGAGAGUGAUGAAGGAGCCCGAUAGAUUGACUUAUAGCCUUUUUCGGGCUAAAAAGCCCAAGAAGAAGUAG